ACGGGUACCUGAAGGUAGACAUAAAGGGGCAGAAGAGUCAAUAAACUCUGAUUUUCAUGCUGAUCUCUUGAUAUCAGAAUUUCCCUUUUUGUAUGUACACGUGUCUCCUCUGGUCCUGUGGAGAUGAAAAUUGACAUCCACACUCAUAUUCUACCAAAGGAAUGGCCCGAUCUAGAAAAGGUAAUGGUAACUAAUGUGCUGGAUUCUUUCUGGACCACAUCUCAUCUCUCCUUGGCUGAUGUGGCUUUUCUGACUCAGGGAGAAGCAAAGAUGAUAAAAGAUGGGAAGGUCUUCCGAGUGAUCCAACAGAACUGCUGGGACCCAGAAGCUCGGAUCAGAGAAAUGAACCAGAAAGGAGUGACAGUUCAAGCUCUUUCCACAGUUCCUGUCAUGUUUAGCUACUGGGCCAAACCUAAGGAUACUUUGGAGCUGUGCCAGUUUUUAAACAAUGACCUAGCUGCUACCGUUGCCAGAUACCCUCGAAGGUUUGUGGGUUUGGGGACGUUGCCUAUGCAAGCCCCAGAGCUGGCCGUCGAGGAGAUGGAGCGUUGUGUGAAGGAGCUAGGAUUUCCAGGAAUCCAGAUUGGCUCCCACAUUAACACGUGGGACCUGAAUGACCCGGAACUCUUCCCAAUCUACACUGCGGCUGAGAGGCUGAACUGUUCUCUGUUCGUGCAUCCCUGGGAUAUGCAGAUGGAUGGACGAAUGGCCAAAUACUGGCUGCCUUGGCUCGUAGGAAUGCCAUCGGAGACCACCAUGGCCAUUUGCUCCAUGAUCAUGGGCGGGGUGUUUGAGAAGUUUCCCAAACUCAAAGUGUGCUUCGCACACGGAGGUGGUGCUUUCCCCUUCACCAUAGGAAGAAUUGCCCAUGGAUUCAACAUGCGUCCAGAUCUCUGUGCCCAGGACAAUCCGUCUGACCCCAGAAAAUACCUUGGCUCCUUCUACACAGACUCCCUGGUUCAUGAUCCUCUGUCUCUCAAGCUAUUGACAGAUGUCAUAGGAAAGGAUAAAGUCAUGCUGGGAACUGAUUACCCCUUUCCUCUGGGUGAGCAGGAGCCUGGGAAGCUCAUAGAGUCCAUGGCAGAGUUUGAUGAAGAAACAAAGGAUAAACUUACAGCUGGCAAUGCGUUGGCUUUUUUGGGUCUUGAGAGAAAACUAUUUGAAUGACAGAAUUAACCACAAAAAAAAAAAAAGAAAAAAGAAAAAGAAACUUU
Molecule: messenger RNA, 1214 nt
Organism: Mus pahari (shrew mouse)
Lineage: Eukaryota; Metazoa; Chordata; Mammalia; Rodentia; Muridae
Gene: Acmsd
Product: aminocarboxymuconate semialdehyde decarboxylase
Exons: 9
Coding region: 124-1167 (347 amino acids)
Biological process (GO): secondary metabolic process
Cellular component (GO): cytoplasm; cytosol
Molecular function (GO): carboxy-lyase activity; hydrolase activity
Source: RefSeq, a predicted model, not a curated record